UGGAACGCUCACCCUUGCAACACACUUGAAAUUUUCGCCAUCUUUCCAGGCGAAGUAUUUGCUCUAUUGGAGACUUUUCUCCUCGGAGAGGGUUCCUUCUGUCGUCCUAUUUGAUCGGCUAACAAAGUAUAUCGGCGACACAUCCAUCUCCCCUGACACCGUUCCUACCGCUGUUCCAUUAUUCACAAACAUCGAGAGAUCGGAACGCACGCGUCAUAUCCGUCGGAAUACUGACAGGAUUGUCUGACGGCCGCUUGGGAUGGUCUGCGCAAGCUGAAUACGGUCGAACUGGGACAGACAAUGUUCACUUCAAGCCAAAUUCCCGCCUCCAAGCUCGGGUCGGGAAACAACAGUCGGCCCUCGAGCAAGGAUGGCCCAAAGAAGAAUAUCUGGUCAUCUAUGUUAGAUAGCGUCGCCAAUGGAAAGCGCUUGCCAGAAAAGAACCUUCUCAUCCUAGGAGGCACUCCAGAGAGCCAAAGAGACUUUCUCGACACAUUAUCUGCGGACACGUCUGAUCCCAGCUUGUCAAACGACAGGCGGAAAGGAAGAGUACCCCCAGUCGCCAAUCAGUUCGCUUUAGGAUAUACAUACCAAGAUGUGUUAGACGCUGACCAAGAAGAUACUUUGGCGCGUGUUUCUGCAUACCUACUUUCCGAGCCCUCUCUAUCUUUUGCGCCCCUCCUGAAACCGCUUUUGACCGCCCAAUCCGUCCCGGAGACGUUGGUCGUGAUCCUGCUAGACUGGUCGGACCCUUGGACAUGGGUCAGGCGCCUACGGGAAUGGGUUCGUCUCCUGCGACACGUUCUCAUUUCUCUGGAUGACGAGACAAAGAUUGUGAUGGAAGAAACUAUGACAGAGUGGAAGGAUCGAAAGAGGGGCAUGGAUCCUAGUUCAGCAGGAGCACAAGGAUUGACCAGCUCAGGUGGGCCGGUAACAAUACCUUUAGGGCCUGGCGAAUGGGAUGAGGGGCUAGGCGUUCCCAUGUGUGUGGUCUGUCAAGGAGCUGAUAAGAUCGAGAAAUUAGAGAAGGAUCACGGCUGGCAUGAGGAGGAGUUUGACUUCAUCCUCCAGUUCAUGAGGUCAAUUCUUCUUAAACAUGGCGCAUCACUUAUCUAUACCACACCUUUUCUGGCCAACUCGCUCCAGAGCUUAAUACAUUCAUCUCUUGGGAUUCACUCUCUCUUGAAGAGGCAAUCACUAAAGCACAACGUGAUUGAUCGGGAUAAGAUUCUGGUGCCUUCAAACUGGGACUCAUGGGGUAAAAUUCGAAUAAUUCGAGAAGGGUUUGAUAUGGAAGGAGUCUCAACAGCUUGGUCAAUUGAAAUUCAGGACCCGCCAGAACCACUCUCUAACUUAUCGAUCGAUGAUGAUAAGCCGGAAGGCGAAGGUGCAGUGGUUCCGGAUGAUGGAACAAGCGCCGUAGCUAUCUUCGAGCAGACGAUAAAAGAUCCCAAGCGGGACACAUCCAUGACGCAUCCUGGCAGUCAACAUAGCAAGAAUAAGGUUGAGGUCGACACAUCUGACAUGCAAAACUUCCUUACGAAGCAGUUGGAGGUUCUCGAACAGUUGAAACUUGAUGAUGAGAAGGAUCGUGCAGCUAAGCAAGUGCCCCAGCUCGAAAUGUCGCCGCUAGAUGACAAUGGCCGUGUGAAUGAGCACAUUGGGCCUGUGCAGUUUAAUAUGGGCGGAAUUCAGGUAGAUGCCGAUGAUAUGCUACGGAAACUCAAGGAGAGAGAGGCCAAUCGGUCCCAGAGAAAGGAUACCCUUUCGGUACCCAGUGGCGAGAAAUCGCACAAUCAAGCGUUGGCCAAUUUCUUUGCGGGCUUGGUCAAAAAGCCUGGAGGAAGUCCUCGCGGGAGUCCAAGUCCGUCGGGAUAGUCCCCUGCUUUUUGACUGGUGUUUUUUUGGUUUUGUAAUUUUAUUCACCCUCGCACACCGUACAUACUCUAGGCAUCGAGGACAUCGGCUUAGCGACGCUCAUUGUCAUUGUUUUUUGAUACCGGAAUGGCUUUAGGCUGGGUUAGGAGUCGAAGAGACGGCGGCGGAUUUCCAUGAAGAUUUUCUUGGUCCCCUUGCGAACU
Messenger RNA from Aspergillus alliaceus, 2081 nucleotides. Its product is annotated as dynein family protein. Gene Ontology annotation, molecular function: dynein heavy chain binding. Gene Ontology annotation, biological process: microtubule-based movement; microtubule cytoskeleton organization. Gene Ontology annotation, cellular component: cytoplasmic dynein complex; centrosome. Lineage: Eukaryota; Fungi; Ascomycota; Eurotiomycetes; Eurotiales; Aspergillaceae. The record is from RefSeq and is a predicted model, not a curated record. The transcript has 6 exons. The coding region runs from base 301 to 1878 and encodes 525 amino acids.